Laetiporus sulphureus 93-53 is the source of this 1338-nucleotide messenger RNA. Its product is annotated as mitochondrial distribution and morphology protein 10. The record is from RefSeq and is a predicted model, not a curated record. Bases 1 to 1338 code for a protein of 445 amino acids. NCBI's taxonomy places the organism in Eukaryota, Fungi, Basidiomycota, Agaricomycetes, Polyporales, Laetiporaceae. Gene Ontology annotation, cellular component: SAM complex; ERMES complex. The transcript has 5 exons. Gene Ontology annotation, biological process: protein insertion into mitochondrial outer membrane; mitochondrial outer membrane translocase complex assembly; establishment of mitochondrion localization.
AUGCAUCCCUUCGCGUCCUAUGUACUGCGAAGCUACUACCAAGCAACGGGAUGGAACGAGGACAACCUGUAUGCCAAUCUCACUCGGUCAUCUAAUGCCAUUCUCGACUUCACCGUGCCCCGAGGGCUGCACUUCUCCAUCUCCAAGUCGCCAAACCCGUUGUUUAAGACAACCUACUCCAUGAAUGCGCUUCCGUCGCUAAACGGGUCAGUGGGGUACAUAUUCACGUCCUGCGAUCUGGAUGUGAAAGGCUCCGGAGACGUGCGUUUCAAGGACAUGAUAGAUCGCUUCAGAGUUUACGAUCAGCCUCGGAGGCCGGAAGGGAAGGAAGAAGAGUGGCUUGCGGGUGAGCGGGUCGACACUCGCGACUAUCUACUCUAUGGACGAGUAUACAUCCCUACUGGACGACUUGACGCUCUUUACUCCACAAGACUCUCUCCAACGUUGCAAGCAAUGGUUGCUGCCAUAUCUGAUCCUCGAACCAAUGUCUUUGCGGAAUCAACGCGGGGACCGAAUGUGCCUGCAAAUAAUGUCAUGUUCAGCCUGCAGCACGACACUGGCAAAUGGUGCACCGAGUACACGUGGAGUGCUGAAGAUGGCAUGUGGGGGGUACGAUGUCUGCACAACUUCGGAAAGAUUGGCGGGUCUAGUGAAUGCACGGAUGAAAGUGAGAAAUCUACUUCUGCGCCUGUGAAGUCGCAGUCGGAAAAGCGGAUAGAUGAAGAAGACGCGAUGGAAGGUGGCCUGAAAGGGCGCAUAUCAGCGGGUGCUGAGUUCUACUUCAGUGCUAAAGAGAAGAGUGCUGGAGUAUCCACUGGCAUCAGGUUCACCACACUACCUGAUGCCACACCUCCAUCGGCACAACUGCCCGGUCCUCAUUGGUCAUCCUCAUCGUCACGAGGGCCGCCGUCUCAGCCGCCAACAACAAUCACAGCGCUGUUCAAUCCGAUGCUCGGCCAUAUCUCCGGCGCAUAUGCAGCACGGGUCUCUCGUGACCUUUCCUUAUGUUCUCGCUUUGACUUCAAUGUGUACAGCUAUGAGAGCGAAUGGUCCAUCGGUGCGGAGUGGUGGACAAGGCGCCGCCAAGGGAUGUUCUCUCCUGCAACCCCCGCGACGGACGCGUCGCCUUCUGACAGUUCACAGCAGCCUGCACCUGAGCCAGAUGCCGUGUCAGGAGUUGUCAAAGCGCGCGCAUCCACUACGACGGACAUAUCGCUGCUCUGGGAAGGACGUCUACAGAACAUAUUGGUCAGCCUCGGUGUUGUCUCCAAUCUGACCAGCAGGUCAAAACCAAUCAAAGCCAUUGGACUUGAAUUAUCAUACUUCAGCUCGGGGUAG